AUGUCUUCCAGCGAGCCUAACUCCUCCCAGGAUCUCAAGUUCCCCCCUGUGCAGGUGGCCCACUCGCUCACUAAGCUUGAUCUUGAAACGCUCAUGAUGAGGUCGACUCAGCGCCGAGCCCCAGAAGAGGCGGGCAGCUCUCUCGACGACAGCAGUUAUGACUUGCUCGGCGACGGCGUCAUGGACAUGUCCGACGACGAAGCCCACACCGAGUCGAUCGCGUCCACCGACGGUCCCACGCCCGAUGACACGUCUGACGAUUUCAGUGAUGACGACGUCGAAUACGAAGCUGGCGAGCACCACUUACAAGAUAGCACAUACUCUUCGCACGGCGAAUCCCAAGAGCAGCAAACCCACGUACACCCUAUUCUAUCUGGGGAAGACUCCUCUUUGACAGAGGUUCCGCCAUACCUGAGUGGGAGCAUGAGCUCAAGGCAUUUCGUACUCCAAGAGCAGGAUACGGGCAGUUCUGAUGUAAGCCAUGGAAGCAGCGUCAUCAAGAGCUCGGCAGGUUAUACGGACGAGCUGCCACCGGUGUUCGACCGUUAUGGCUGCAAAGAGAUCAGGUUGUCGGUCAAGGCAGCCUUGUCCAAGGACCCUCUCGCCACCCCAGACGCAUACCGAAUACUGUAUAUUGGUAGUGGAAAGUGGGCAGAGGGCACCAUCACCUCUAAGAUCUGCGCAGCACUCGCUGCCUACCCUAGCGCCUCGAAGUCGGUCAUGGUCCGCGGCCACAUCGAGCCCUAUGCCCCCGUCCCGCACGCUGAUCGUUGUGCCAAAAUGGAGAUUCAUAAGUCGCGCGAGAAGAGGCACGUUCUCGCCAUCAUGGAAGAUGGACGACAGCUCAUGUUCGGCUCCGGCCUGUCUACUCACUCUUCAGAUCGACCAGACCUUGUGGUCCUCUGUCACCCAAGCGUCCUUGAUAGCACUGCUGACAAGCAAGAUCUUGCAUCUGCCAAGGAAGUAUUCGAACGCGAGACAAUCCCAUGCAUCGAACUUGCUGAGACCAAUCCUUUCGGAGCUGGAUCUUCCGUUGAUGAGAACACUACAACGUUACGGGUAUGCGUAGAAGGGCGAGACAACCCGAACACUGAUUACGAGCUGAAGGAGGUACUGCCCCUCGAUAUCCACCAGUUCGACCAACUCGAGCCAUCGCAGCUUAAUCGCCAUCUCGCACUCAUUAGUCCUCAUCUAGCGAAGGCACGGGGCACGAAGGCUGCCUCGACAGCCCGCAAAUCGUGGUUUAGUGACAAGACCAAGACGUCUACGAAGAAGAUGGGCUCACCAUGGCCAACUGCAAAGUUGCUAGCAUCUGCUUUCGUUCUCUUCGCCCUCAUCCCCGCGCUUCUCAUGGGUGCGGCUUAUACCCCUAUGCUGUACCAAAAGGUGUCCCAAGGGCGGUCAGUGUCACCAGCCGUUUCAGAGAUUCAAAGCAACACCACAACGAUCACGCCCGCAGCUUCAGUGUCUCCAAGUGCGGCUCGCUACCCGGAUUCAUGUCGCUCGAGCCUUGUACACGAAGCUCGAGGCCUCACUGUCGUACCGUCCCAGCCAAAGCAGGCUACCCAGAAGCCAAAGGCGAAGAACAGUCAGGCUGGAGGUUUCGAAAUCCAGAUCACCGGAGACCAUCAGUUUGUACUCCGUCCUUCUAAAUCCUUCAAUUCGAACCGGAAGAAACCCCAACUUCAGGUUCAAGUUUCUCGCCACUCUCAAGAGGUUCCAGCACAUUACAACCGGACCACCACUGGCGAGUACAUUGUCGACCUGGAUCAGCAGUAUCGAUUCGAUAAAUUCAAUGUCAGCAUUGCCACACAUUCAAAGCCUCUCUUGCGGCAAUCUUUCGAGGUGAUGCUCGGACACAACAAGUCGACGCUAGAUCAACUUCUCGACACCGCCAUGUCAAACAUAUUGGAUACACAAAACACCCUUCGCAACGUCUCCGCUGUAGCUGCACAGCACCUGCAAGAAUACAUGGCCGGGUUUGAUCUCUACGCUUCCAAGCAACUUCAGGAAACUAAGCAUCAACUGGAGAUGAAGGCUCAGCGGGCAAGACAGAUACCGGAUGCUACAUGGAUGGGGUUGCGAAAGGUGACCGCACCGAAGAAGAUGUCUGAAGCAGCCAAGCCCGACCCCGCCGCCGAGCAGAUCGCCAACCCUGCGGCGACUCUUGUCCAGGACGAGACCGCAAAGGUCACUACCGACAAGGCAUCUGACAAGCCCGAGACCACCACAGAGAGCAAGGAUGACAAGCCCAUCACAGAGAAGGCGACAGAGGCAGCGGCCGCAGUGAAGGACAACGUCUUUUCCAUGUUCGGUGGCGGCCCCGCAAAGGUCAAGAAGGAGGAGGCCGACGAUGUCGACGAGCCAUCAGGUGCUUCCAAGCCCAAGGGCGAGGACGAGGACCCCGAGAACGAAGAGCCCGAUGUCGACUUCCAGCCCGUCGUCCACCUCACCGAGAAGGUCGACACCAAGACCAACGAGGAGCUCGAGGAGCAAGUAUUCAAGAUGCGCGCCAAGCUGUUCAAGUUCGACAGGGAAUCGCGGGAGUGGAAGGAGCGCGGCACUGGUGACGUCCGGUUACUGAAGCACAAGGAGAAUGGCAAGACCCGUCUCGUCAUGCGCCGUGACAAGACCCUCAAGGUCUGCGCCAACCACUACGUUGUUCCCGACAUGAAGCUGUCGCCCAACGUCGGCAGCGACCGCAGCUGGGUCUGGAACGCCGCCGCCGAUGUCAGCGAGGGCGAGCCCGAGGCUCAGACCCUGGCCAUCCGGUUCGCCAACAGCGAGAAUGCCAACCAGUUCAAGGAGGCCUUCAUCAAGGCCCAGCAAGAGAACGAGGCGCUUUUCGGCAAGUCGGAGCAGUAA
Messenger RNA from Alternaria viburni, 2865 nucleotides. RefSeq lists its product as uncharacterized. Gene Ontology annotation, molecular function: GTPase activator activity. Gene Ontology annotation, cellular component: cytoplasm; nuclear pore. The transcript is spliced from 5 exons. Gene Ontology annotation, biological process: nucleocytoplasmic transport. The record is from RefSeq and is a predicted model, not a curated record. The coding region runs from base 1 to 2865 and encodes 954 amino acids. NCBI's taxonomy places the organism in Eukaryota, Fungi, Ascomycota, Dothideomycetes, Pleosporales, Pleosporaceae.